AUGGGACAUCCACAGUCCCUACCCCGCGAAAUCGCCUUCGUAGGCGUCCUCUGCAUGGCCCAGCUCAUGACACAAGCCGCUCUUGGCCAAUCAAUUGCUCCUUUACAUAUAAUAGGCGAUAGUUUCAACAUCACAUCUCCAGGCCAACUGUCCUGGAUUCCAGCUGCUUAUUCUCUAACUGUGGGGACUUUCAUCCUGAUUGCUGGCCGGCUUGGGGAUCUGUAUGGACACAAACGCUUCUUCAUAGCCGGCUUCCUGUGGUUCGGUUUCUGGAGCUUGAUGGCAGGAUUCACUGUCUAUGUGCAACGAGGCGGCGGUAAAGGAGUCAUAUUCUUCGAUAUCUGCCGAGCUCUUCAAGGAAUUGGGCCUGCGUUCUUACUCCCGAAUGCAAUUGCAAUCCUCGGGAGAACGUAUGCACCAGGCAGGAGACAAGAAAUGGUAUUCAGUCUCUUCGGCGCCACAGCACCGACCGGAUUUACUCUUGGUGCCAUUUUCUCUAGCUUAUUCGCCCAGCGCGUCUGGUGGCCAUGGGCAUUUUGGGUCAUGGGAAUAAUUUGUUUCCUCCUCGCCAUAGCAGGUUACUUCGCAAUCCCGCACACGCCCUCCCCCCAUCUCUCCGGGGGAAAGGACGGUAUCACGGCCUGGGCGAGAGUUGAUGGCUGGGGCUCCAUAACCGGCAUCACGGCACUAGUCCUCAUAAACUUCGCCUGGAACCAGGGGCCGGUCGUUGGCUGGAAAACACCCUACACGUACAUCCUCCUCAUAGUCGGAUUCCUCUUUCUCUCGCUCUUCGGGUUCAUCGAGUCCCGCGCCACGUUUCCGCUCAUCCCCCGAGAUGCAUUAUCAACAGAUACAGCAUUCGUACUAGGCUGCGUCGCAGCUGGGUGGUCCAGCUUUGGGAUAUGGGUCUACUACCUCUGGCAAUUCUGCGAAGAGCUCAAGCACGCCUCCCCUUUGCUGACGUCCGCGUACUUCGUGCCCACCACCGUCUCCGGCUUCUUCGCGGCGCUCACUACUGGCAUGAUACUGCAUCGUGUCCCUGCGUCGUUCGUCAUGCUGAUAGCUAUGCUUGCGUUCAUGACUGGCACGAUUCUCGUCGUUACCGCCCCUGUCAGCCAAAUAUAUUGGGCGCAGAUUUUUGUAGCGGUGGUUGUCAUGCCCUGGGGAAUGGAUAUGAGUUUCCCGGCUGCGACGAUACUGUUGAGUAAUAGGAUGAGGAGGGAGGAACAAGGUGUAGCAGCUAGUUUGGUGAACACAAUUAUUAAUUACAGUAUUUCCAUUGGGCUUGGGAUGGCGGGGACUAUUGAAGGGAGAGUUGGGGGAACGGGGCAGGAGGGUUUGUUGAGGGGGUAUAGAGGGGCGCUGUAUUUUGGGCUUGGGAUUAGUGGGUUGGGGGUCUUGACUGCUUUGGCGUUUGGUACGAGCCAUUUUUUGAGGGCGAGGGGAGACGAGACGAGGAGUGCUAAUGUUAGAUCAAGGGAGAGGUCCUCUCUUGAAGCAUAG
Hyaloscypha bicolor E is the source of this 1503-nucleotide messenger RNA. RefSeq names its product MFS general substrate transporter. Bases 1 to 1503 code for a protein of 500 amino acids. The transcript has a single exon. Gene Ontology annotation, molecular function: transmembrane transporter activity. Gene Ontology annotation, biological process: transmembrane transport. The record is from RefSeq and is a predicted model, not a curated record. Lineage: Eukaryota; Fungi; Ascomycota; Leotiomycetes; Helotiales; Hyaloscyphaceae. Gene Ontology annotation, cellular component: membrane.